Messenger RNA from Metarhizium brunneum ARSEF 3297, 864 nucleotides. Its product is annotated as Glucan endo-1,3-beta-glucosidase A1. Gene Ontology annotation, biological process: carbohydrate metabolic process. The record is from RefSeq and is a predicted model, not a curated record. NCBI's taxonomy places the organism in Eukaryota, Fungi, Ascomycota, Sordariomycetes, Hypocreales, Clavicipitaceae. Gene Ontology annotation, molecular function: hydrolase activity, hydrolyzing O-glycosyl compounds.
AUGGUCAACCACCGAGCCCUCCUGAGCCUCCUGGCCUUUGCCCAUUCCACCACGGCCUGGGGCGCCCCUGGAUACGGCGGCUUCACUCUCCGAUGGCAAGACUCGUUCCCCGGCGCGGCGGGCACCAGCCCCAACACAGGCAACUGGAAUCUGGUCGACGGCUACCUCAACGUCAACAACGAGCUGCAGCGGUACUCGCCCAGCACGCGCAACCUCCAGAUCAGCGGCGGCCAGACGGUGCAGCUCGUCCCCUGGCGCGACGGCUCGACGCGCAUGGGAUGGACCUCGGGCCGCAUGGAGAGCCGGUACGUCUUCACCCCGGACGCCGGCCGCGUCACCCGGGUCGAGGCGGCCCUCCGGUUCGGGGGCGCGCCGCAGCCCGCAAAGCAGGGCAUCUGGCCGGCCUUCUGGCUGCUCGGCGACUCGAUCCGCCACGGGGUCCAGUGGCCUACCGGCGGCGAGCUCGACAUCAUGGAGCGCGUCAACGGCCUCUGGACCGGCUACGGCACCGUCCACUGCGGCUACUCGGCCAGCGGCGGCCCCUGCAACGAGCCCAACGGCUUCGGCGGCGCCGUCGGCAUCCCGGACGACGGGUGGCACGUCUGGCGUCUCGAGUUUGACCGCCGCAGCGGCGACUGGGCGCAGCAGACUAUCACCUGGUUCAUGGAUGGCCGGCAGUUCCACCAGAUCAGCGGUGCUCGCAUCGGCGACUAUAACCUGUGGGUUGCGCUCUGCCAGAGGCCCCAGUUCUUCAUUCUGAAUCUUGCCGUCGGCGGCAACUGGCCCGGCUAUCCCAAUGGUAAUACCCAGGACGGCUAUGGUAGUAUGAUGGAGGUUGCGUACGUCGCUCACUACAGCACCUAA